GCGGGGCGGGCGCGCUCCCCGAGCCGGGCCGGGCCGGGCCGGGCCGCUGACGGGGCGUGUUGCUGUGCCGCAGGAGGAAGCGGAGGAGUACGCGCGGCUCAGCCCGGAGGAGCAGCAGCGUCGGCUGAAGAACAUCGUGAAGAAAAUCGACGCGGACGCGGACGGGCUGCUCAGCGAGGAUGAGCUGAGCUCCUGGAUACAGCAGUCUUUUAAGCAUUAUGUUACACAAGAAGCUAAGCAACACUUCAGUGACUAUGACAAAGAUGGUGAUGGACUGGUGUCCUGGAAGGAGUAUAACUUGCAAAUGUAUGAUCGUGUAAUUGAUUUUGAUGAGAACACUGUCCUGGAGGACCAAGAAGAAGAAUCAUUUCGCCAGGAGAAAAAACGUUUUGAGAAAGCUAAUAGAGAUGAUGUUCCUGCUCUAAAUGUGGAUGAGUAUAUUGCAUUCGAGCAUCCCGAAGAGGUGGAGUACAUGACGGACUUUGUUAUUCAGGAGGCUUUAGAAGAACAUGAUAAAGAUGGCGAUGGAUUUGUUAGCCUGGAAGAAUUCCUUGGUGAUUACAGAAGAGACCCAACUGCAAGGGAAGAUCCAGAAUGGAUACUUGUUGAGAAGGACCGGUUUGUGAACGACUAUGACAAGGAUCAUGAUGGAAAACUCAACCCUCAAGAGCUGCUGUCUUGGAUAGUACCCAACAAUCAGGGUAUUGCACAAGAGGAGGCUCUGCACCUCAUUGAAGAGAUGGAUUUGAAUGAUGAUAAAAAACUUUCUGAAGCAGAAAUUCUUAAGAACCAAGAUUUGUUUCUUAACAGUGAAGCAACAGAUUAUGGUAGGCAGCUUCAUGAUGAACGUUUCUACCAUGAAGAACUUUAGAUUAUUUAUUUUGUAAUCUUUUUUUCUUCCCUUUCUUUCAUUUGAAGCUUUUGUUAAAAGCACUCAUCAGCUGCAUUGCAAGUUUCAUGCUGUAAUUACAAUACACUAAUGUUUGUGUAAAUAAUUUGCAUUCAGAAUUAAAUUGCCCUCCUGUAAACUUCCUAGGCCUCUUCUAGCCUUCAAAAUUAAUUUGAAAUACUUGCUGUCAAAAUUCUGUAGUGUUGGGAAAUAAAUUACUUCAGGGUAGUACUGUAUUGUGAAGAGUUAUUCUACUGUACUUGAAGAAAAUGGAGAAUCUAGAUGGUUCUGAAAGAAGGCAAACUAUAGUAACUGAGACUACUAUUUUUCUAAUCAAUUAAAUUAGGGCAGAGUGUGGGGAAGGUGGGGGGAUGUUUAGAGUUAGUAUUAACUGUGUUUUGUUUAAUACCUUUGGAGAAAUACUUGCAUAAAUGCCUCAGUUGUUUAAGAGGUUUCUACUUGAUUUUGAAUGGUUUCUAUACUGUGUUUUACUCUAUCAUAAAACUUGCUAUUUUUACAUCAAUAGACAAGAAUUAUUUUUAAUGUACAGUUGUAGAGCGUUAGCAAUGCAGUGGUAUUUUACUGUGUCGAGACCUUCUUCAUUUGUUGGAUUAAAACUUAAAAUGUUCUA
Molecule: messenger RNA, 1520 nt
Organism: Pyrgilauda ruficollis (rufous-necked snowfinch)
Lineage: Eukaryota; Metazoa; Chordata; Aves; Passeriformes; Passeridae
Gene: RCN2
Product: reticulocalbin 2
Exons: 6
Coding region: 305-871 (188 amino acids)
Cellular component (GO): endoplasmic reticulum
Molecular function (GO): calcium ion binding
Source: RefSeq, a predicted model, not a curated record